UUGAAGAAAACAAAGAAGAAAUUGAAGAAAACAAAGAAGAAAUUGAAGAAAAAAGAAGAAAUUGAAGAAAACAAAGAAGAAAUUGAAGAAAACAAAGAAGAAAUUGAAGAAAACAAAGAAGAAAUUGAAGAAACAAAGAAGAAAUUGAAGAAAACAAAGAAGAAAUUGAAGAAAACAAAGAAGAAAUUGAAGAAAACAAAGAAGAAAUUGAAGAAAACAAAGAAGAAAUUGAAGAAAACAAAGAAGAAAUUGAAGAAAACAAAGAAGAAAUUGAAGAAACAAAGAAGAAAUUGA
Molecule: messenger RNA, 294 nt
Organism: Trichomonas vaginalis G3
Lineage: Eukaryota; Parabasalia; Trichomonadida; Trichomonadidae
Exons: 1
Source: RefSeq, a predicted model, not a curated record